CUCAGCGUGACCGUGAUGGGCAGGGGGUUAGCACCCACAGCGGUUCGGGCUCCGGGCCCAGCCUCCCGCAGUGCCCGGCCUGACCUGCGGUCCCUCCCUCCCCCUUCCCCAGGGAUCGGAGCCGCUGCCCCAGAGGCCCUGGGCGCCACCAUGGCAUCUAACAGCACAAGGGAGGGCCCGCUGCCCCAGGCGGGGCUCUGGCUCUCCCUGGCCCUGGCCGGCCUCAUCGUGGCCGCCAACGUGCUGCUGGCGGUGGGAAUCGCCCGGGACCGCCGCCUCCGGAGGCCUCCUGCCGGCUGCUUCUUCCUAAGCCUGCUGAUGGCCGGACUGCUCACGGGGCUGGCGCUGCCCACGCUGCCGCUGCUGUGGGCUCGGAGGGGGCACGGCUACUGGCCCUGCCUGCUCCUCCACCUGGCCCCCAACUUCUCCUUCCUCUCUCUGCUCGCCAACCUCCUCCUGGUGCACGGCGAACGCUACCUGGCCGUCCUGAGGCCCCUCCGCCCGCCCCGAGGAACCUGCUGGGCCCUGCUGGCAACCUGGGUGGCCCCGCUGCUCUUUGCCAGCCUGCCCGCGCUGGGCUGGAAUCACUGGGCACCCGGUGCCAACUGCACAUCGCAGGCCAUCUUCCCCGCCCCUUACCUCUACCUGGAGGUUUACGGCCUCCUGCUGCCCUCUGUGGCGGCCGCCGCUCUCCUCUCCGCCCGGGUGCUGGCCGCUGCCCGGCACCAGCUCCGGGACAUCUGCCGGCUGGAGAGGGCGGUGUGCCGCGGCGCCCCUUCGCGGCUGGCCCGGAAGCUGGCCUGGCGCCAGGCGCGGGCACGGGCGGGUGCCACGCUCCUGUUCGGGCUGUGCUGGGGCCCCUACGUCGCUGCCCUGCUCCUCUCAGUGCUGGCAUUCGAGCAUCGGCCCCCCCUGGGGCCCGGCACCCUCCUGGCACUCAACUCUCUGGGCAGCGCCAGUGCUGCCCUUGUCCCUGUGGCCAUGGGGCUUGGGGACCGGAGGUACACAGCCCCUUGGAGGGCGGCGGCACUGAGGUCCUGGGGAGCGCUCCGGAGAACGGCUGGCCGCCCCAGAGCCCGGCAGGGCCCCAGGCCAGGGUGGCAGCCCGUGCAGGGCCAGUGCCUGAACGGGGAGGCAGGGGCACCCCCGAGCUCCGCCACAGGGCCCCCAAGGGCCAUUUCCCUGCUGACCCCCACAUCUGACUCCCAGCCUGCAGUUGCCUGGACAAGUGCAUCUGUCCCAGCCCACGGUGGUCCAGGGGAAGCCUCUCAUGGCAACAGGAGAGAUCAUCCCUCAGAAGGGGGUCCGGUGCUGCUCCCAGUGGGCGAGGCAGGGAAAGAGGGCGUCAGUCCCACCCCUGCCCAUCCCUCGCUGUCGCCCCUCCCUCCCCCUCAACUUCCCGUACACCAGGACUCUGGGAAUCAUAGUUUAUUUACAUUUUUUAAAACCUCUAUAAUCAUAAGCCCCUUCCUUCACCCCCCAGCCCCCGCAUCUCAAGGUCCUAGAAAGCCUGGAGGGGAGGGGAAGGGAGGGGAGGAGGAAAAAGCUUCUCAGGAGCUGCUCCCCAUCUCCCACAACCCCCAAGUGAAAUGGAGCCCCAAAACACCACAGGUGAAAGGUGAGAACAGCAGAGCUAAACUUCCCUCUGGAAGGUCAACACGAGGGAGAGGAGGGCAGUGUCAACGUGGAGAAAGGCGGGGGGCGGCAGCCUCCCUGGCAGCCCCUGGGUGGGGGGGGCCAGCCCCCCGCCAUCUCCCUUCUCCCUAUAAAACGAGAGCCCAGAGCAGGGACGGCAGGAGCACUAACGGUCGGGUCUCUGGACGCUGCCCACGCUGCCGCUGCUGUGGGCUCGGAGGGGGCACGGCUACUGGAACCCGCUGGGCCCUGCUGGCAACCUGGGUGGCCCCGCUGCUCUUUGCCAGCCUGCCCGCGCUGGGCUGGAAUCACUGGGCACCCGGUGCCAACUGCACAUCGCAGGCCAUCUUCCCCGCCCCUUACCUCUACCUGGAGGUUUACGGCCUCCUGCUGCCCUCUGUGGCGGCCGCCGCUCUCCUCUCCGCCCGGGUGCUGGCCGCUGCCCGGCACCAGCUCCGGGACAUCUGCCGGCUGGAGAGGGCGGUGUGCCGCGGCGCCCCUUCGCGGCUGGCCCGGAAGCUGGCCUGGCGCCAGGCGCGGGCACGGGCGGGUGCCACGCUCCUGUUCGGGCUGUGCUGGGGCCCCUACGUCGCUGCCCUGCUCCUCUCAGUGCUGGCAUUCGAGCAUCGGCCUCCCCUGGGGCCCGGCACCCUCCUGGCACUCAACUCUCUGGGCAGCGCCAGUGCUGCCCUUGUCCCUGUGGCCAUGGGGCUUGGGGACCGGAGGUACACAGCCCCUUGGAGGGCGGCGGCACUGAGGUCCUGGGGAGCGCUCCGGAGAACGGCUGGCCGCCCCAGAGCCCGGCAGGGCCCCAGGCCAGGGUGGCAGCCCGUGCAGGGCCAGUGCCUGAACGGGGAGGCAGGGGCACCCCCGAGCUCCGCCACAGGGCCCCCAAGGGCCAUUUCCCUGCUGACCCCCACAUCUGACUCCCAGCCUGCAGUUGCCUGGACAAGUGCAUCUGUCCCAGCCCACGGUGGUCCAGGGGAAGCCUCUCAUGGCAACAGGAGAGAUCAUCCCUCAGAAGGGGGUCCGGUGCUGCUCCCAGUGGCCGAGGCAGGGAAAGAGGGCGUCAGUCCCACCCCUGCCCAUCCCUCGCUCCCCCGCAUCUCAAGGUCCUAG
This is a messenger RNA of Antechinus flavipes (yellow-footed antechinus), 2754 nucleotides long. RefSeq names its product G protein-coupled bile acid receptor 1 (gene GPBAR1). Gene Ontology annotation, cellular component: membrane. The record is from RefSeq and is a predicted model, not a curated record. Gene Ontology annotation, molecular function: G protein-coupled bile acid receptor activity. The coding region runs from base 16 to 2754 and encodes 912 amino acids. The transcript has 3 exons. Gene Ontology annotation, biological process: G protein-coupled receptor signaling pathway. Lineage: Eukaryota; Metazoa; Chordata; Mammalia; Dasyuromorphia; Dasyuridae.